Messenger RNA from Cajanus cajan (pigeon pea), 836 nucleotides. RefSeq lists its product as uncharacterized. Gene Ontology annotation, biological process: microtubule-based process. The record is from RefSeq and is a predicted model, not a curated record. Gene Ontology annotation, cellular component: cytoplasmic dynein complex. Gene Ontology annotation, molecular function: dynein intermediate chain binding. NCBI's taxonomy places the organism in Eukaryota, Viridiplantae, Streptophyta, Magnoliopsida, Fabales, Fabaceae.
UAUUCUCCAAAACAGUGCCUAUGCCUACUACGGUGGGCCUCAUUGCCAAACUCGGAACCAUUCCCAAUUUCCCCCGAUUCAGAGUGUGUGGUGUUGGUGUUGCAACACUUGCACCCAACCACUGCCACUUUUCUUUCACCAUUUCCCACCUUAGCAACUUCAACACUACAACCCCCACCUCUUAACAAACAUCAUCAUAACUCAUUCAGAGAGAGAAAGAAACAAAAAAAUGAACCAAGACGCCAAAAAAAACAUUGCUGGGCCUCUAACGGCGAGACCCGACUCCGAUGACCGGAAACCUUUACCGUUGCCGUCAACGGCGCCGCCUGUCCCCCCGAAGAAGGUCAUCAUCAAGAGCGCCGACAUGAUCUCCGACAUGCAGAAGGAGGCCGUUGAUAUCGCCGUCGCCGCGUUUGAGAAGUACAAUGUGGAGAAAGAUGUUGCUGAGCAGAUAAAAAAGGAGUUCGAUAAAAGGCAUGGCCCCACGUGGCAUUGCAUCGUUGGUCGUAAUUUUGGCUCCUAUGUGACUCAUGAAACAAACCACUUUGUUUAUUUCUAUUUGGAUCAGAAAGCGGUUUUACUAUUUAAAUCUGGGUAGCCUUAUCGUGGUAGCAAAGAAAUUGAGAGCAAUGGGAAUUGUCUUGUGAUUAUGCUGCUGUAUACAGUCCUCCAAUUAUUAAUUCUACCGGCAUGCAUGCAAACUAUUUGCAGGACAUUCUUGUGCUUGUAUAUUUACUGCCGUGUAAACUAGUUCUCGGUUUGGAUAUGAAUCUACCAAGUAUUACCUUAUCUUGAAACUACAGGUGUUUUCGGAUAGUAGUUUUCUUGUUCAUCCA